Molecule: messenger RNA, 2609 nt
Organism: Coregonus clupeaformis (lake whitefish)
Lineage: Eukaryota; Metazoa; Chordata; Actinopteri; Salmoniformes; Salmonidae
Gene: asb14b
Product: ankyrin repeat and SOCS box containing 14b
Exons: 11
Coding region: 648-2384 (578 amino acids)
Biological process (GO): intracellular signal transduction
Molecular function (GO): protein binding
Source: RefSeq, a predicted model, not a curated record
AGAAAACAAAAGCUGUGUUUUGAUAAGACAUAAUCCUCUGGGAGGUUUAAGGAUGGAAUGGUGUGGUGCAUGAAUGCCAUUGUUAAUCUGAAAUGGUGUGAUAUGGUGCCAUGUAAAUGUUGAACUUUGAGUGGCCAUUGCAUGCUCAAUUUACAGUAAGUGGCCUGAUAACUGUAGAAUAAUAGCUGUUUUAAUCCUGAAAGUUUUAUCCACAAUUCCUUAUAAAGGCUGAUGUAGUUUUCAAUGUGCAAUACCCAACACUACAGCCACAAUUAUAAUGCACCAACCCAUGCCUUGUUUAGCCUUUAUUAUGCAUCUAUCUACUGUCAUCAUCAAAGUCCCUGAUAACGCCAAUGCAGAGAACUGGGUCAGCUAUUUCAAGCAGAACACAACCAUUGAGCAUGUAAAUAUACUGUAACGUAUUCUCUCAUUUUCUAUGUAUGUGAUAUGAUAGUCAGCACAAACUCACAAAAAUUACAGUGUGCAACAUGGUUGCAAUGCUCUCCAGUUUUACGGUUGUCUAUUGUCUGUCUAAAUGUCUGUCGAGGUCCUGUUGGUAUUUGAGGCUGCUGGCUGGUCAUGUGUAUGGUCCCUGCCCUGCUCAAGUUAGUAGUUUCCUGGUGAGUUGACCCUUCCUGGAGUGACAGAUGAACUCAGAGACAGAGGCAGGAGAUAAGUUUGACCAAUCAGAAGAGGAUGAGGACACACAGUACAUGAUUGAACAGAGCCUUCUGAAAUACAACAAGCACAAAGGCUCACUCCCCAAUGAUCCUGCAGGCCCUGAAGGUGAUCCUGAUGAGAUAUUUACAGUGAUAAAGGAAGGUGAUGAGGAGGCCCUAACAAGGCUGGCUGAGCAACCAGGAGCCAUGUCCAGAGUAGACGACAGAGGAUGGAUCCCGCUACAUGAGGCCGCAGUACAGGAGAAGAAAAGUAUACUGGAGAUCAUCUUCUCAGCCUCCCCCCAGGGUGCAGAGCAGUGCCGGACUUUGAAGGGAGAGACACCUCUCUUCCUGGCUGUAGUGUGCGGCCUGAGGGAAAACGCUACGUUCCUGCUACAGAACGGAUGCUGUCCAGACCUCCAGAACGAUGACGAGGAAUCUCCACUCGUGGCAGCUAUAGUAAAUGACCAAUAUGAUUGUGCCUCGCUCCUGAUUCGCUGCAAUGCCAAGGUGGACCAAACAGGAGAUCUGGAGCGGACUGCCCUCCAUGAGGCCUCACUCCUGGGUCUGGACAAUUUUGUUUACCUGCUACUGCAGUCUGGAGCCGACCCAAACGCAAGGGAUGUUGACAAGUUGACCCCACUGGCACUGGCUGCAGAGACAGGGCACCUGAACGUAGUGGAGGUCCUGCUACAGAAAGGAGCCAGCGUGCAGUCUCAGACAGAGGGCUCUUUGCUGUUUGAGGCGGUUGCAUCAGGGAAUCCUGACAUCAUCUCUCUGCUGCUGGACUAUGGGGCAGACCCCGACAUGCCCAACCACAGCGGGCACCUACCCAUCCACUGUGCUGCAUACCAUGGGCAUCUGCUGGUGUUGGAACAGUUGAUAUCCGCAACAAAGAUGGAGGCAGUGAAGAAGAGUGGUAUGAGUCCCCUCCACUCUGCAGCUGCUGGGGGACACGCCCAGUGCCUGGAGGUCCUUCUCAAUGCAGGCUACGACCCCAACUUCAUGCUGCACCCACGCGUGCGCAAUAAAUACGAUGACGAACGCAGGUCGGCUCUUUACUUUGCUGUGUGGAACAACGAUGUCCAGUCUACCCGUCUGCUGCUGGAGGCUGAAGCCAUGGUCAACCAGGACCCUGUCAACUGUCUACAGGUGGCCCUGCGGCUGGGCAACUACGAGCUUAUAAACACUCUGCUGAGGUACGGUGCCAACACCAACUACUAUUCUCGUGUCAACACAACACACUUCCCAUCGGCACUGCAGUAUGCACUGAAAGAUGAGGUCAUGCUGAGGAUGCUUCUCAACCACGGAUAUGACGUACAACGCUGCUUUGACUGUCCCUACGGAGACAGUUCCCAUGACUACACACCCUGGACGACCUCGGUCACCAAAGACAUGGUGUUCUGUGAGGUGAUAACAGUCAAGUGGCUGAAACACAUCUCAGCACAGGUAGUGCGCAUCAUGCUGGACUACACAGACCACGUCACCCUCUGUGUCAAACUCAAGGAAUGCCUGAAGACACAGAAACAGUGGCCUGAGAUAUGCCAUAUCCAAGAGAAUGUGCGCAGCCUGAAGCACCUGUGUCGGCUGCGUAUCCGGGACUGCCUGAGCCGUCUGCGUCUGCGAUCCCCAGCCUUCAUCAGCUUCAUGCCUCUCCCCACCAGGCUUAAGGACUACCUCCGAUACAGAGAGUACGACGUCUACAGCAGGGGCAGCCCUGACUGAUCAUAACAUAAAGGCACUCUCCAAGAAAGUUCAAGUUCAUUAUCAGUUGGUCUGGACCUUGUUUACUUUUGAAAGUGUGUGUCUCUUUAGGUCCUACUUGAGGAUGAACAAACAAGCAAUAUUCUCUCCCUUUUUUCCUACUCUGAAAGUAUGUUAUUUUUUAUUUAUUUUUAUUUAACCUUUAUUUAACCAGGUAAGCCAGUUGAGAACAAGUUCUCAUUUACA